Mandrillus leucophaeus (drill) is the source of this 1876-nucleotide messenger RNA. It is a transcript of the gene HMGA1, whose product is annotated as high mobility group AT-hook 1. The transcript is spliced from 5 exons. Gene Ontology annotation, molecular function: DNA binding; transcription coregulator activity. The record is from RefSeq and is a predicted model, not a curated record. NCBI's taxonomy places the organism in Eukaryota, Metazoa, Chordata, Mammalia, Primates, Cercopithecidae. Gene Ontology annotation, cellular component: chromatin; nucleus. Gene Ontology annotation, biological process: regulation of DNA-templated transcription. The coding region runs from base 239 to 529 and encodes 96 amino acids.
GUGGGGGGUUGGCUGAGGGGGAUUAAAGGGUCCCCAGCAGCAAGAGGUGGGGGAGGCACCAGAUGGUAUGAGAGCUUCCAGGGAGACCCGCCAAGAUCUCUAGGCAGGCCGGGCCAGGCUCUCUGGGAUUCCGUACUGGCUUCGCCCAACUGGAACCCCCUCGAUGAGGGGGCCUCGGGCAGACCUUAUAUGAGCAUCCCAGCCAUCACUCUUCCACCUGCUCCUUAGAGAAGGGAAGAUGAGCGAGUCGAGCUCGAAGUCCAGCCAGCCCUUGGCCUCCAAGCAGGAAAAGGACGGCACUGAGAAGCGGGGCCGGGGCAGGCCGCGCAAGCAGCCUCCGAAGGAGCCCAGCGAAGUGCCAACACCUAAGAGACCUCGGGGCCGACCAAAGGGAAGCAAAAACAAGGGUGCUGCCAAGACCCGGAAAACCACCACAACCCCAGGAAGGAAACCAAGGGGCAGACCCAAAAAACUGGAGAAGGAGGAAGAGGAGGGCAUCUCGCAGGAAUCCUCGGAGGAGGAGCAGUGACCCAUGCGUGCCGCCUGCCCCUCACUGGAGGAGCAGCUUCCUUCUGGGACUGGACAGCUUUGCUCCGCUCCCACCGCCCCCGCCCCUUCCCCAGACCCACUAUCACCACCGCCUCUGGCCGCCACCCCCAUCUUCCACCUGUGCCCUCACCACCACACUACACAGCACACCAGCCGCUGCAGGGCUCCCAUGGGCUGAGUGGGGAGCAGUUUUCCCCUGGCCUCAGUUCCCAGCUCCCCCCGCCCACCCACGCAUACACACAUGCCCUCCUGGACAAGGCUAACAUCCCACUUAGCCGCACCCUGCACCUGCUGCGUCCCCACUCCCUUGGUGGUGGGGACAUUGCUCUCUGGGCUUUUGGUUUGGGGGCGCUCUCUCUGCUCCGUCACUGUUCCCUCUGGCUUCCUGUAGUGGGACCUGGGAGGGUUCCCCUGGCCUUAAAAGGGGCCCAAGCCCCAUCUCAUCCUGGCCCGCCCUACUCCACUGCCCUGGCAGCAGCAGGUGUGGCCAGUGGAGGGGGUGCUGGCCCCAGGAUUCCCCCAGCCAAACUGUCUUUGUCAUCACAUGGGGCUCACACUUUUCAUCCUUCCCCACCUUCCCUAGUCCCUGCACUAGGUUGGGCAGCCCCCUUUGGCUCCAGGAAGGCAGGAGGGGUGUGUCCUUACUCCCGCUUCACUGUGGCCACAGCCCCCUUGCCCUCCGCCUGGGAUCUGAGUACAUGUGGUGGUGAUGGAGAUGCAGUCGCUUAUUGUCCAGGUGAGGCCCACGAGCCCUGUGGCCGUCACCUGAGGUGGGCUGGGGCUGCUCCCCUCACCCUACUUUGCUUCCGCCACUCAGCCAUUUCCCCCUCCUCAGAUGGGGCACCAAUAACAAGGAGCUCACCCUGCCCUCUCCCAAUCCCCCUCCUGCUCCUCCCUGCCCCCCAAGGUUCUGGUUCCAUUUUUCCUCUGUUCACAAACUACCUCUGGACAGUUGUGUUGUUUUUUGUUCAAUGUUCCAUUCUUCGACAUCCGUCAUUGCUGCUGCUACCAGCGCCAAAUGUUCAUCCUCAUUGCCUCCUGUUCUGCCCACGAUCCCCUCCCCCAAGAUACUCUUUGUGGGGAAGAGGGGCUGGGGCAUGGCAGGCUGGGUGACCGACUACCCCAGUCCCAGGGAAGGUGGGGCCCUGCCCCUAGGAUGCUGCAGCAGAGUGAGCAAGGGGGCCCAAAUCGACCAUAAAGGGUGUAGGGGCCGCCUCCUCCCCCUGUUCUGUUGGGGAGGGGUAGCCGUGAUUUGUCCCAGCCUGGGGCUCCCCCUCUGGUUUCCUAUUUGCAGUUACUUGAAUAAAAAAAAAUAUCCUUUUCUGGA